AUGCCGCGAUCUCAGUACUCGUCUGGGUCUGGGUCCGGGUCCGGCCCAGGACGGUCGACCUCCUCCUCGUCGAUUUCGAUCUCGACCUCCGCCUACGCCCCCCUGUCCUCCAAAGACCUCGCCCGGUCUGCCGAAAUGUUCGAGUGGCGCCCACAGAUCCCACUCAAGUUCCACAUCGGCUCGCUCGACGCCAUGUACCGCGAAGGCCGGACGUACCUGGCCGAACACAACUACGCCAAGGCCUUUGUGCUACUGAUGCGCUUCACCAUCAUCUGCGUGGACAAGGUGCCGACGCACCCCGAGGCGAACACGCCCGAGGGCCGGCGCAUGGUGCGGACGGUGACGCGGCGGCUCAAGACGGUGAUGGCGCUGCUGGAGUCGACCAAGGAGCAGCUGGACGUGGCGCGGCAGCGGUGGGUGGACCAGCACCCGCAAGACGAGUACGAGCGGCGACUCGACCGCAGAGAAAGCAGGGUCGGAAAGGAGAGGAAGAAGACUACGACGUUUGCGGAGCUGGACCCUGCGCUGUCGUGGAAUCCGUACGCGCAGGCGGAGCUGCUCGAUGCGGCGGACCAUGUCGAGCUGGCAAUUGCUCUGGCAAACAAGCGGGGCCAAGAAGGUGGCAGCCGUGGUGCAAAGACACAUGCCUCAACCACGCCUGGGAAGGACACUCGGCGAGACGCCGAGGACGUCAGCCGGGCCAUGGAGCGGGCUCGGUGGCAGCUCGACGAGAUGUCUCGACCGCCGCCGAGCUACGACGACAGCCAUACGGCCAACGCCGGCCACAGCUACCGACAGCCCCAGGACCCCGUCGUCCCUGUGUCCUACAGCUACCCGUCCAUACACAAGUCGACGCCCGUGUCGUACGACUCGAUGCGGUUUGACCAGAGACGAGACGCCGCCACAACGUCGGCCAGCGGGCCACCACGCCCCCCAAAACAGCCUGCGGCCGCGUCCCUCGCGCCCGCAGCACGGCCACCACCAGUCCCGUCCCGCGGCGAGCCCUUGUCGUCCCGCUACAAUGACGACCUCGUCUCGCUUCACCAGUCGAGCGAGCCUCCUUCGACGGCCUCGACGCCGCCACCGCCGCCACGGCUGCCGCCCAAGACCGUGGAGCUUGACUCUGUGGAGGCAGCCGCCCAGCCGGGCAAAACGUCCCAGUACACGUUCAAGCCCGCCGCGUACCUCGAGAGCGGCGCGCCCAUCCGCAGCGUCUUCUUGCCCGACACGCUGCGCCGCGACUUUCUGCGCGUGGCCCAGCCCAACACCGACAAGGGCAUCGAGACCUGCGGCAUCCUGUGCGGCAAAACGGCCAACAACGCCCUGUUCAUUACGUGUCUGCUCAUCCCCCAGCAGAUUGGCACCCGCGACUCCUGCGAGACCACCGGCGAGGUCGCGACGCUCGAGUACUGCUCCGAGCACGACCUCAUCCAGAUCGGCUGGAUCCACACCCACCCCACGCAGACCUGCUUCAUGAGCUCCCUCGACAUGCACACCCACGCCGGCUACCAGAUCAUGAUGGACGAGAGCAUCGCCAUUGUCUGCGCGCCCGCGCACGAGCCCAGCUGGGGCAUCUUCCGGCUCACGAACCCGCCGGGCUUGCCGUACAUUGGCGGCUGUCGCAAAGCGGGCGCGUUCCACGAGCACGAUUUGCGCCCGCACGAGAUUUACACGGAGGCGAAGAACCCGCCGGGCCACGUCUUUGUUGUGCCGGGCAUUGACUUUGCCGUGGCUGAUCUACGGGAAGAGAAGUAG
Molecule: messenger RNA, 1755 nt
Organism: Sporothrix brasiliensis 5110
Lineage: Eukaryota; Fungi; Ascomycota; Sordariomycetes; Ophiostomatales; Ophiostomataceae
Product: endosome-associated ubiquitin isopeptidase
Exons: 1
Coding region: 1-1755 (584 amino acids)
Biological process (GO): protein K63-linked deubiquitination
Cellular component (GO): endosome; membrane
Molecular function (GO): protein binding; metal-dependent deubiquitinase activity; K63-linked deubiquitinase activity
Source: RefSeq, a predicted model, not a curated record